This is a messenger RNA of Dichotomopilus funicola, 240 nucleotides long. RefSeq lists its product as uncharacterized. NCBI's taxonomy places the organism in Eukaryota, Fungi, Ascomycota, Sordariomycetes, Sordariales, Chaetomiaceae. The record is from RefSeq and is a predicted model, not a curated record. Bases 1 to 240 code for a protein of 79 amino acids. The transcript has 2 exons.
AUGGCACCCCUUUCAAAGCCUCGCGCAAAAGGGCCGCUGCAAGCACCCCAGAAGCCGCCAACAGCUGUUUCAUACACCCAGCCGCGCAGCAUGCAGAGCGAAACUGAAGUCCGUUCACCCGAGAGCAACAGGGUGGUCUAUCGAGAAGUGUCCCUGACUGCGACUCCACAUCCGUUUGUGAAUCCGAGCGAUGCUUUCUCACAGCCGAAUCUAAAGGAGCCAGACCCUAAACGUCAGUGA